UUCCGCAUGACGCGCGACGUCGCGCCCCGCAUCGGGUACGCCAAGCCGGCGCUGAUCCUCUCGAAAUUCUUCCCCGCGCUCGAAGGCGCGACCACCAAGAUGAGCUCGAGCGGCCCGUCGCCGACCAUUUUCGUGUCCGACUCGGCCGCGGACGUGGCCGACAAGAUCCGCAAGUACGCCUUCAGCGGCGGUGGCGAAACCAAGGCCGACCACGAAAAGUACGGCGCCAACUUGGACGUCGACAUCCCGUACCAGUACUUGACGUUCCUUCUCGAGGACGACGCGGAGCUCGCGGCGAUCGCGAAAGAGUACGGCGAGGGCCGCAUGAUGUCGGGCCAGGUCAAGGACAAGCUCAUCGACAUUGUGCGCCACUUUAUGACGGUGCGCCCGCUCGCCUUUUAA
This is a messenger RNA of Saprolegnia parasitica CBS 223.65, 402 nucleotides long. RefSeq lists its product as hypothetical. The transcript is spliced from 2 exons. The record is from RefSeq and is a predicted model, not a curated record. NCBI's taxonomy places the organism in Eukaryota, Oomycota, Saprolegniomycetes, Saprolegniales, Saprolegniaceae. Gene Ontology annotation, cellular component: cytoplasm. Gene Ontology annotation, molecular function: ATP binding; tryptophan-tRNA ligase activity. The coding region runs from base 7 to 402 and encodes 131 amino acids. Gene Ontology annotation, biological process: tryptophanyl-tRNA aminoacylation.